AUGAAGCAGGAUACCGUCCCCCAGUACGAGAGCUUCGUCAACCCGAGUGACUUGCUCAAAUGGGUUGAGGAACAGCCCGAGGAAUCGUGGAUCUCCAUCGCGCAAAAUGUUUUUGACCACCUCCUCUCCCUGGCCGCUCAGCCAAAGGGAGUCUCGGGCAACUCAUGCGUGAAGCUCUGCGGAUUUGUAGAGCAAAGCUCAAAGUCCGACAAGCCAGCCCUGCGGCAAUGGGCCUUUUCCAAAGAGCCCAGCCUAGGUCUCUUCAACUUCUUCAUCAAGUGGAAUGAGACGGAGCAGCACCGGUCCAUGAAGCUGGUCCUGGACCUGCUUCCCUCGCUCAUUCGCCGCAACCCCGAUCAGGCCGUUUCUGACCUAGUCAAGACGACCAUCUUGGACACCCUCAUCUCCAUCAUUGGGCCGCAGUCCACCAAGCCUCUGGUCAAGUCGUCGCUCAAGGCCAUGGACUACUUUGCCGGCAAGUCCGUCUUCAGCGUCGAAGACAUCGCGGCGAGCUACAGGCGGACGCAGCCCGAGUGCAGCUGGGCGUCUGACAUUGCACUGUGGGAGGACUUUUUCGGUCAGAUGCUCGACUGGAUGACCAUGCACUACGUGUGUCCGACUACGGGCAAGUUCAUCGUGACAAUCUUCAGGGCGCUGAGACAGCAGUCUUUAAAGACACCGCAGGCUGCAGGCGCUGAACAGUUCAGCGUUGAAAUGUGGCUUCGCUGGGUGCAGGCUGCCAUUGCCAAGACGCCGUCUCUGCUUGAGGGUAUCAAGACGUAUGUUUUCCUUCCGUUAUUCAAGGAUGACCGCAAAGACUCGGUCCAGAUCCUGGAACAGAUCAACAGCAUGUGGUCUACCUCUGGCUCGGCCGUGGCUGAGCUAGACACUUUGGCCCAGCUGAAUCUCGCCGUGCUGGAGGUUGGCAAGAAGGUAGGCAUGGAAUCCUCUUCAGCAGUAGUCUUGGAAGAGGCCGUGCUUGAGAGGGUUCUGUCACAUCCUUCCCAUGAGCUCCGCUCGCUGGCGUUGUCCCUCAUAGUCGCCUCACCUUCAACGACGAGGCCCUAUUCACCAGUGGCCCUUCGCCUGCUGCAAGCCCAUCUCCCGACGUACUUUUCAGAGUCGGACGCAAAGUUCCGCAUGGAACUGCUGAGCAAGCUCAAAGAUAUGUUCAAGCGCAGCAGAGGCGCAAUCUUCAUCCUGCAUAAGAGUCUGGUCCGUCUCAAAGCCUUUGACGGCGCUGCCAACGGUGCGCCAAAGGCCCCUAAGGCGCCGCCGAAGCAAGCGAACCACCGCACCAACAUCUUGCUCUGGCCAGAGGAUAAGCUGCGAGUGAGUUUGGAGCAGCACGAAAGCUUUUUGGCGUGGUACAUUGCAUUUUUGCGGUCCGAGUUGAUCCCAACGGCUUCUUUCCAGCGGCACUUUACCGCGCUUAGGGCCGUUGCCUUCAUCCUCAAGCUCGAAGCCGAUGCUGGCAAGACAUGGGAGACGGAGGAGGACGAGGCCCUCUUCUUCAACCUAUUUGACGGGAAGUGGACGCGCGCGCUCCUCGACCUCAUUAUGGACCCAUUCGACGACGUUCGGGAGAACGGUACGUCUGUCCUCAAGAACCUGUUCGCCGACAAGCGCUUCAAGUGUCUCGUUGGCGCGCAGGGGGUCUCGUCAACACUGGAAGAGUUCUUGUCGAGAGCCGAGGAUAUUGCGCGGAGGACGGCGCGAGCUGAUCACGCUGAUGGCGUGGCUCGGACAAAUGAGCUUCUCUUUAGAUUCUACGACGGUAGGGAGGCGCAGAUUGCGCAUAUUUCAAAGUUGAUGGAUCUUCUUGAGGACAAGCUCGCCUUUGCAGAGGCCGAUCUGGGCAAUGCUGUUCUUGAGGCUCCGGUACAUGGUUACUUUGCUUCUCUCCGGUAUAUCUGGCAAGCUGCGGCUGACAUGAGCUUUUCGGCGUCCGAGAUGGAAGCAAUGGCUACUCUCCAGAACCGCAUUGUCAAGUGCUGUCAACGCAUCUGGGCUGCGGUCAGAGACAUUCUGUGCGACGACUCACCCGAGGGCCACUUGCCCCAGGAGCUGGAAGACCUCGAGGGUCUCGACACCAAGGACCUGCUGAGCUACAGCUUCCGCGCCAUCCACGAGUCCAGUGCUCUAAUGCGUGUCAUGGUCCUGCCUCUCAAGUCCAAGGCCAAGGAAGGAAUUCUGCGCCCCUCGACCGACCUCUUCACAACCGUCGGAUCCUUGACCUUUGAUCAGCUGUCGAGCCUCAGACACCGCGGCGCCUUCAACACUGUCUCGCUGUCGUUCGCAACCUGCUGCCAGCUGGUCAAGCACCUCGACGACCCUCAAGCAGGCCACGAGAACGGCGAGACCCUGCUCGACGUCUGGUACAGAGGAACCAAGGAGUGCAUCUUCUCCCAAGCGUCCACCACCCGCCGCUCCGCCGGUAUCCCCGCCAUGAUCACCGGCAUCGUCUCGGCCAACGCGCCGCAGCCCUCCUUCGACGUCGUCAUCGAGGAGCUCGUCGCCAUCGCCCGCAAGCCAGCCUUCAACUCCGAGUCGGACGGCUCCAAGCUGCCCCAGGUCCACGCCCUCAACUGCCUCAAGGACAUGUUCAAGAGCUCCUUCAUCACACAGCUCGGCAAGUCGGCGCCGCAUAUCCCGCAGUGCCUCGACCUCGCCGCUGGCAGCCUAAAGUCCGAGGUCUGGGGUAUUCGCAACUGCGGCCUCCUCUUCCUCCGCUCCCUCCUCGACAACCUCUUUGGCACAAACGAGAGUAAAGCCACCCUCGAGGCCGGUUGGGACGGCCGCACAACCCGCCUGCAGUACCAUAAGUUCCCGAUCUUACCCUCCGUGCUCUUGAACCUCCUCCGUUCCGGCCGCGAGGUCAUGAAACCCACGACGCUGGGAAGCACCAUCGCCGCCGAGUCCGUCUUCCCCGCCCUCGACAUCAUCCGCCGCGCCGGACCCCCCGACGCCUCGCGCGACGAGCUGUACGGUCUCGUCGCGGGCUACCUCGCCAGCCCCGUCUGGCACGUCCGGGAGAUGGCCGCCCGCGCUCUACUCCUGCGCCGCCGCCCUCGUCAACCUCGCAGAGGUCCUCGACCUAGUCCUGGCAGCAACCUCCCGCGAUGCCGAUGCCGAUGCUGA
Messenger RNA from Colletotrichum scovillei, 3141 nucleotides. RefSeq lists its product as uncharacterized. The coding region runs from base 1 to 3141 and encodes 1046 amino acids. The record is from RefSeq and is a predicted model, not a curated record. Gene Ontology annotation, biological process: tRNA methylation. NCBI's taxonomy places the organism in Eukaryota, Fungi, Ascomycota, Sordariomycetes, Glomerellales, Glomerellaceae. The transcript is spliced from 6 exons. Gene Ontology annotation, cellular component: cytosol.